This is a messenger RNA of Pantherophis guttatus, 2177 nucleotides long. NCBI's taxonomy places the organism in Eukaryota, Metazoa, Chordata, Lepidosauria, Squamata, Colubridae. The record is from RefSeq and is a predicted model, not a curated record.
UUCAGGUCUCCUACUGCAUUCUAUACAAUAAGAUUUAAACUCCUAAUGAAUUCUGGAAGGACCCUUCACCUUUCUCGCAGGCUAAAGGGACUGCAGGAUAUCCCUGCACUGCUGAUUUUCUCUACUGUGAAGAGAAAUGCAGUAUAUUGAAGAAAGGAUCAUAAGCGCAUGCUGGUCAUGUCCCAUACAUUUUGCUUUACUACAUGUUACCAGUGUAAUAAAGAGGUAUACAUCUGGAAUCAAUUGUGGAACAUGUGGUUGGACCUUUUGUACCCAGGAGGAGGGGCCAAGAGCUGCCUGGGAAUGUGGACAUCAGCUGGGGCGCCGAAUAUGUGCAGGUACUGGGCAUGCGCGAAGCUCAUUCCGCGCUGGAGUCCAUCGGGUGAGGUUCCUGUUGCUGGAGCUCCCAGGCCUAGGCCUAGGCCUGUCGGUGGGAGGCUGGACCCGCCCCCGGUGGGUCCGAAGAUCCCCCCUGAGGCUGGACACCACUGCUGGAUGGCCGGAUCCCCGGCGAAGAAGGGGAGAAGGUAUACAUCUGGAAUCAAUUGUGGAACAUGUGGUUGGACCUUUUGUACCCAGGAGGAGGGGCCAAGAGAUGUUUCAGUACCCUUGGUAGCGCAGCAGACUAAAGCACUGUUAAGUAACACCAGCUGCCUGCAAUUACUGCAAGUUCAAAUCUCACCAGGCUCAAGGUUAACUCAGCCUUCCAUCCUUCCGAGGUAGGUAAAAUGAGGACCCGGAUUGUGGGGGCAAUAAGCUGACUUUGUAUAAAAAAAGAACACCGCUUUGGGGGGGGGCGAAAGCCCUACUAAGCAGGUAUAUACAAAAGUACGAAUAUUAGAAGGACAUGAUUUAUUGUUGGGUUGGCACGCUUUUAUGUGGUAUAAAAGUACAAAAGUACAGGGUUAUUUCAGAAGACAUAUGAUAUGAGAGUCUUUGUUAUUAAACUGGGAGAAGAUCAAACAAUGUCACUAUUUAAAAAUUCCAGUCUGGUUAUCACCUAUUGAAGCAGUCUCACAUGCAAUAACAUUUAGGAAGGAACAAAUUGUUAGAUAUGGUGAAUUAUUAAAUGAAAGGGGUGAACUUAAGUCAAAGCAAGAACUAGAAGAACAAGAGCUUGAAAUGGAUUGGUUUUCAUAUAUGCAAAUACAGUUUAGAUAUGAUGAAGAUUCUAAAAAGGAGGGUUUUUAUAGUAACUUGAUAAACAUAGAUAAAAUCUUAACAGGUUCUGAUGACCAUGUAAUUAAAAAACUGUACAGUCAUUUAUUAGAAGUAAAAUUGGCAGAAGAACAAGUUAAAGAAACAAUGAUUGCAUGGGGGAAAAAUGUGGGUCAUGGGAUUGACUUAGAGAAAUGGGAAAAAUUAUGGUUGCAGAAUUAUAAAAUGACAAUGUCAACAGCAUAUAAGGAAAAUUUGUAUAAGAUGUUUUACAGGUGGCAUUUACCCCUGGCGAGAAUAGCCAGAAUGUACAAGAAUAAAUCGGAGAAAUGUUGGAAGUGUCAUCAGACUCCGGGCUCAUAUUACCAUAUGUGGUGAACAUGUGCAGAAGCUAAAAGAUAUUGGACUAAAAUCCACAAAUGCCUGGAAAAAAUGACAAAGAAGCAUAUUGACUUUAAACCAGAGACAUUUUUAUAGGGGAUUUUACCAGAAAUAUACAAUAGAGAAAUGAGAUAUUUAAUUGGGAAUGUUUUAACAGCAGCUAGAAUUGUAUUUGCUAGAAACUGGAAAAGUGAGAAGAUACCCACGGAUGACGACGUUAUCAAGAAAAUUUUGGAGUGUGCUGAAAUGAGUAAAUUGACAUUUGAAAUUAGAGAACAAGAAGAAACAAUAUUAUUUGAUAUGGGAUUUAUUUUAUCAAUGGUUAGACAAGAAAGAAUGGAAAUGAAAUAUGAAAUAUGAAAUGGAUAAGAUAAUAAAACAUAUAAAGGGUUUUUUUUCCCCCUUAUAGAGGACAAUUUACUGCUAAAUAAUUGGUAAAUGAGAAUAAUAAUGUAAUAAACUGUUAAAUAAGAAAAUGUUGGAUAGAGGAUUAGGCACAAAAGAUUUGUAACCGAUCAAUACACUUUCUGUAAUUGUAAUGGAUGAUAAUUGUUUUAUGUUUUAAGUUUUGUUUAAAAAUAAAAAAAAAUUCCAAAAAAAAAACCAAAAAAAAAAAACCAAAAAACAAAAGUAUGAAU